This is a messenger RNA of Benincasa hispida (wax gourd), 577 nucleotides long. RefSeq lists its product as uncharacterized. The record is from RefSeq and is a predicted model, not a curated record. Lineage: Eukaryota; Viridiplantae; Streptophyta; Magnoliopsida; Cucurbitales; Cucurbitaceae.
CUUUGUGAAGCAAAUGGGGAGUGAAAGCAUAUCUCAUAAACACCAUUAUGAUAUCUCCAUGUCAAAGAGAACAAGAAAGCCAGCCAAAAUCCAAGAUGAACUUCAAAAUCUUGCACUGAACAAUGACGAUCUUAAUGUCAUCGGUGAAGGAGAUCGAUUCGAGAGCCCUGCAACGAAAGGGUUCGAGAUCGAGAACGAUCGUAAAAGCUUAGAACAACUCAUCAAUGGCGAAGGGAAGGAGGAAACGAGGUCAGACGAGGGCAACCGAGGAAGGAACUCGCUCGGUCAACACUUUAGUAAAGAAGAGAUCAACAAUCUUCAAAUUGUGAAGAAACAACAUCAAGAUGGAUUACAAGGAGUGAAGCUGAAAAAAGUGGUUGGAAAAUUUUUGAGAAAUUUGAUCAAAGGUGGUGGUGAUCAACACCAGCUGAUGAAGAAGCCAAUUAGAAAAAAGCCUUUUCUCUAAUAAUUGACAAUGAAGAGAAAAAUAUUCAUCAAAACUUCAUCAUUUUGCAGAGGUUGGUGAAAAUGGAGUAUUUGUUUUCUUUCUUGUUUAAUUUCAAUACUUCAUAGAAGA